Messenger RNA from Rhizophagus irregularis DAOM 181602=DAOM 197198, 291 nucleotides. NCBI's taxonomy places the organism in Eukaryota, Fungi, Glomeromycota, Glomeromycetes, Glomerales, Glomeraceae. The record is from RefSeq and is a predicted model, not a curated record.
AUGAGUUUUACUAAGCAAUCCACUGAUUCACUAAGAGAAUUAAAUGUCAAGCUCUUAGCUGAAAUUGCCAAACUUAGGAAGGAGAAUGCUGAACUUAGAGAGAAGUUACUACUAAAGUUUGCCAGAAGCGAUGAGCUGGAGAAAACUAUAGCGGAUUAUUCAGUUAAGAUUAGCAAACUUAAUGCCGUAAUCGUGGAGCUUGAGAAAACUAAUGCAGUUACCGCUAAACUCGAGAAUGUUGAUCUUAAAGCUGAGAUAGCAAAAUUAAGCCAGAGAUGUUGGCAGAGGUAA